AUGAGUUCAAGACGAAUAGCUAGCCCAUCACCCAGCUUACGGCCCAUUUCAAACAAGCGGGUCAUCAACUCGGAAAGGCUGCAACUAAUCCAAUCAGAGGCAAACAAGUACACGGACGACUCCUCGAGCUCAGAGACAAAUUCCAUAAACUAUAAACAGUAUGCCCCCGCAUCCACACUAAAUUUAGAGCAGCUAGAAUGGAGUGACAUCCUUCCAUAUUAUUUACCAUUCUUGUCCUGGAUUGGAAAGUACAACCUCAGGUACUUUAUUGGUGACUUUAUUGGCGGACUAACGUUGGUAUUUUUCCAACUUCCGUUAUCGUUGUCAUACGCUACAACGUUGGCGCACGUGCCUGUGAUCUCAGGAUUAUACUCAUUGGCCAUUGCUCCUCUUAUCUACUUGAUAUUUGGAAGUGUUCCACAAAUGGUUGUUGGACCUGAGGCCCCCAUCUCGUUGGUUGUCGGACAAGCAAUCGAGCCCCUUCUUCAUCACAUGAAAAAGAAGCACUUAGAUCCUUUGGACUACGUCUCAGUGAUUACAUUCCUCAGUGGAGCCAGCUUAUUGGGAUUUGGUAUUGGACGAUUGGGAUUUCUAGACAAUGUUUUGAGCGGAUCGCUCUUGAAAGGCUUCAUUGCUGGUGUGGGUGUUGUAAUGAAUAUAAAUUCGCUAAUCAUCAUUUUGGGAUUGGAAAAGUUGAUGAAGAAGAUUGCUGAUGAUGCUACUCAAAUGGACAUCCAUUCCCCAUUUGACAAGGUGGUCUUUUUGACAAAAAAUUGGAGCCAUUUCAACCCAUUAAGCGCAAAAAUUGGCGCGGUUGGGUUUUUGAUAAUUAUCGUUUGCAGAAUUCUUAAGAAAAGAACCAAAAAUUCACUUGUGGCUCUUUUCCCAGAAAUCAUGAUAGUGGUCAGCGGUGCAACUAUCCUUUGUCAAUAUUUCAGGUGGGAUCUCAAUGGAGUUGACGUUAUUGGAAAAGUCAAAGAUAAUAGAUCACUUACGCUAUACAAUCCACUUAGACUGUGGAAACUUAUAAAGCAAUUGGGAACAUCUGGAUUUCUCUGCGCAAUGUUGGGGUUCUUUGAGUCUACUACCGCGUCGAAGUCAUUGGGCACAAGGUUUGAUUUACCAAUAUCCACAAACAGAGAAUUGGUGGCGUUGGGCAGCUUGAAUUUCAUUGGAUCCAUUUUUGGUGCUUUACCGGCAUUUGGUGGCUAUGGCAGGAGCAAGAUUAAUGCAAUAUCAGCAAAAACAACCAUGUCCGGAGCCAUAAUGGGGCUAUUCACCCUUUUAACAAUCCAGUAUCUUCUCAGAUACUUGUACUUUGUACCUAAGUGUAUGUUGAGUGUUGUCACAAGUGUGAUUGGUAUCCUGUUGAUUGAGGAGGCUCCAAGUGAGUUGGUAUUUUAUUGGAGAACAGGAGGCAAUGACGAGCUCAUCACGUUUGCAAUAACUGUAUUCACCACCCUUUUCUUUUCCAUCGAAGGUGGCGUUGCAGUUGGACUUGUCUACUCCUUAAUCAGGGUCAUCAAAAACUCCACUGCAUCUCGCAUUCAAAUCUUGGGCAGAGUUCCAAAUUCAAACACUUUUAUCGAUGCUGACGUCCCAGUGGAGCAAGUUGAUGAGAGUGUAUCACGUUUAAAUGUUUUUAAUGACAUGAGACAAACACUGUUGAAUAUUGGGGCAAUUGAGGAAGUAGAAGGGUGCUUGAUUAUCAAAAUUCCAGAGCCAUUGAACUUUACAAAUAGUAGCGAUAUGGUGGCAAGAUUGAAAAGGGUGGAAAUGUAUGGCUCCACACGUGCUCAUCCAGCACUGAAGAGGAGUCGCGAUCAGGAAAUGACGCGGUAUGUGAUAUUUGAUCUUGACAGCAUGAAUGAAAUUGACUCCUCGGCUGCAAAAACUCUAAAGAAUUUGAUUACAAACUACCACAAGCGAGGAAUUAGGUCAUUAUUUGCAAAAGUGUCAAACAAGGUAAAACCUACGUUACAACAAGCGGGUAUUCGUGAUAUCCUUCUCCAAGACAUUGAAGAAUUGCGGUACAAUGAGAUCCAAGAUUUAGCAAAUCACAGCGAUAAUGAAACCAUUACAAAAUGUCGUGGACUACUCGGGACUGAUCCCUAUUUUCAGCACAUUCUGGAGGCGUUACGAUUGAUUGACUGUUUUGAGAUGAUAUAUGGCGAAGUGUAG
Lodderomyces theae is the source of this 2181-nucleotide messenger RNA. RefSeq lists its product as uncharacterized. NCBI's taxonomy places the organism in Eukaryota, Fungi, Ascomycota, Pichiomycetes, Serinales, Debaryomycetaceae. The record is from RefSeq and is a predicted model, not a curated record. Bases 1 to 2181 code for a protein of 726 amino acids. Gene Ontology annotation, molecular function: sulfate transmembrane transporter activity. The transcript has a single exon. Gene Ontology annotation, cellular component: membrane. Gene Ontology annotation, biological process: transmembrane transport.